Molecule: messenger RNA, 636 nt
Organism: Arabidopsis arenosa
Lineage: Eukaryota; Viridiplantae; Streptophyta; Magnoliopsida; Brassicales; Brassicaceae
Source: the annotation of a GenBank genome assembly
UUCGGACAUGCGACAAAACAAAACAACGAUUCUUUUAAAAUAAGAACCUCCCUCUGUUUCUCUCUCUCUAUAUCUCCCUCUCUGUUGAUCGAUGGCAGCUUCUGUUGAUCCUUUGGUGGUCGGAAGAGUGAUCGGAGAUGUGUUGGACAUGUUCAUCCCAACCGCCAAUAUGUCUGUCUACUUCGGCCCCAAACACAUCACUAACGGCUGCGAGAUCAAACCCUCCACCGCAGUCAAUCCUCCAAAAGUCAACAUCUCGGGCCAUUCCGAUGAGCUUUACACUCUCGUGAUGACUGACCCGGACGCACCUAGCCCAAGCGAGCCGAACAUGAGAGAAUGGGUCCAUUGGAUUGUCGUGGAUAUCCCCGGAGGCACCAACCCCUCGAGAGGAAAGGAGAUACUUCCAUACAUGGAACCAAGACCACCAGUGGGGAUCCACCGUUACAUUUUGGUACUUUUCCGGCAAAACUCACCGGUGGGUCUGAUGGUGCAGCAGCCGCCAUCACGAGCCAAUUUCAGCACCCGAAUGUUCGCUGGACAUUUCGACCUUGGUCUACCUGUGGCCACUGUCUACUUCAACGCCCAAAAGGAGCCUGCUUCACGCAGACGCUAGUACAAGAAACAAACUAAAAAUCC